Molecule: messenger RNA, 1989 nt
Organism: Neohortaea acidophila
Lineage: Eukaryota; Fungi; Ascomycota; Dothideomycetes; Mycosphaerellales; Teratosphaeriaceae
Exons: 1
Coding region: 1-1989 (662 amino acids)
Source: RefSeq, a predicted model, not a curated record
AUGCUUGCUCGCCGAUUGUCGCGCGCAAUCCGACACUCUACUGGCAAUGCUCUCCACGACGCUUGCAGGCUCUGCACCUGCACCUGCGGCCGCACAUUCUUCGCCCAGCCAGCAAUUGGGGACCGACGAGGGCGACGCUCUUCCACUUACUCGCGGACGUACCGGCAAAGGCUGAAGAAACUGCCGGGAGGGGAAGCAAUCGCAGCAGCCGACGAGCAGGCAAAAGCCCAGAAGGAAAAAUAUGAAAAUCUGGUGCGAGAUGGUCCGUCACAAUACAUCCAGAGCUGGCUGGAGUCACGCUCUGCACUUGGCCUUCUCGAUGCUUCGUUGGGUGGGGCAAUCAAAUUCGCCAACGCAUUCACGCGGCUCGCCGUUCCCGAACGUCCGGACCCGCAGAGCAAGUCCGAGGGUCUGGCGGUGGAUACCGUGGCUUUCGAACGCUUGCGUGAGGAGACUGGCAUGUCGGCGCUCGAUUGCGAGUACCUCGCGAGCGCCCUGGCCGACGUAAGACUCGAUGUGCCGGCCAAGAGGCUCAUGUAUACCCUGUCUGCGGUUGGCGUUGGCGCGGCCACGCUUCACAUUGUAGAGCAAUACCUGGUGGAAGCCAGGUAUCGCCCGAAUGUGCUUUCAAGGUCGGAGUUGGCGCCGGUUCGGCAGCAUCUUCGAGACAUGGCCGAUGGAAAAAUGCCGGGUCCAGGCGGCAGGCGCUUUGUUGCACAGGUAUGCGAAGGACGCGUGCUGGUGACCACGGGCGAUUAUCGCAACGCGAUCCGCCGCUGGGAAGCCGCAAUGCCCGAUGCAGUAGCCUACGCCAACGAAGACCUGGAACUCCGGAGCACAGAGAUGAACUCUGCGUUGCGCGCGAACUUGGCGCCCUGGAUUGAAAUGGCAAACGUGUGUAUGGCGCGCGGUGAUGCCGUAAAGGCACGCGAAGCGGUGGCAAUUGGCUGCCAAGUGGACGAUCCCAUUUCUCACUACGCCGCUGCGGUGCUCGAACGGAACACCGACGAAGGCCAGCACGUGGCCACCAGCGAUUGGCUCUACCACAUCACGAAAGCGGCCGCUUCCAUCUAUCCCAAAGCUACGCAUGCCUUGGGGCUGUGGUACGCCACCAGCCAAUGGAAAUACAUCGAAGACGAGCCGCCGGAUCACAUCAAGCCCACCCCCUUCGACUCUUACCCUGGCGAGAGCGACACCGACCGCUCUUCAGUUUUACAACGGCUUCUGACCGUCUUUGGACUGCGUGCGCCGGCAACCUCCAUUCCCACUCCCGAGAAGGAAAAGGAAGGCCUCUUCCUCACCGCGGCGUUUCCGAGCGACCCUUACGGCCGCUGGAAAAUGGGGAUGCAAUGGCUCGAUAUCAGCAUGAAGACGUCGUACGCGCCUUCGUAUCUCUUAGCCGCCGCCCUCUACUUGGAGAAGACUUUGUGGAUGCCUGCUACCGCUCCCAAAGCAGCGCUGGAGCUCGGCGACGACCGCUACACCUAUGCCUCGAAAGCCGACUACCAAACCGGCCGCAAGAUUGACAGGCCCACGGAGCCAAGCGACGAAUACGACGGACAAGAAGUCCCCAAUCCCGGCUACAAUCCGGAGAAAGCCAAAGAACUGAUCCGCGAAGUCUUCUACGCCGCCGGCUCGCUUGCGGUCGAGAAGCAUAUCGUCAAAGGCCCCGGCGUCCAAAAGGCCAAUUAUUCGGCAGACGCAAUGUUACACGACGACAACUUGCGCGACAUCCAAGAAAAUCACCGGAAAUGGUUCCGGCUGGCCGAGGUGCGCGACAUGUACGUCGACACAAAAAAAUGGAUCUGUGUCGAUGACGCGAUCGAGGACAAGCCGGUCGACAUUGCUUUGAAGGCGCAGCAGAUAUGCGACGAGCAAGGGUGGGAUAUUUACGAUUCGGAGGACCGGUUGUUGUACAAGUGCGGGAUAGGAGGGAAGGUGAAGAUGCCCAGAAUUCAAUGGGCUAGACCGAAGAGGCCUGGGUGGUGA